Molecule: messenger RNA, 516 nt
Organism: Dichomitus squalens LYAD-421 SS1
Lineage: Eukaryota; Fungi; Basidiomycota; Agaricomycetes; Polyporales; Polyporaceae
Exons: 1
Source: RefSeq, a predicted model, not a curated record
ACCAAAGUCCGCGCACCCAAUGUUUUUGACGGAGACCGCGACAAUCUACGCACCUUCCUCAAUGAACUCUUCCUGUUCUUCGAAGCACGUCCAGCUGACUACGCCACCGACCAGAGCCGCAUUGUCACCGCUCUAACGUUCAUGGACGGACCUAAGGUGAUCGCCUGGAAGGACGGAUACAUCGCUCAGGCCCGACAAAAUGGCUGGAACACCUGGAAUGCGUUCGAGACGGUCUUACAACAGACCUUCCAACCCAUUGAGGAAGCCGCUACGGCCGCCUCCAAGCUGUACCACCUCGACUAUCGACCUGCCGCACCAGACACCUUCAAUGCGGAAUUCUUCCGCCUCUGCGCCCUCGCCGGUAUACUCGAAGACAGUGCUCAGCUGUCCUUUUAUAAGGAGUGUCUCCCAGAAAGCAUGCGACGACGGGUUCGCCUCACGUACCCCAUCCCCACCACCGUUAAUGAGUGGGCAGCACGGGUGUUGGAAAUCGAACACUCCAACUACGAGGAAUGA